Molecule: messenger RNA, 2491 nt
Organism: Dioscorea cayenensis subsp. rotundata (Guinea yam)
Lineage: Eukaryota; Viridiplantae; Streptophyta; Magnoliopsida; Dioscoreales; Dioscoreaceae
Product: 65-kDa microtubule-associated protein 3-like
Exons: 13
Coding region: 187-2214 (675 amino acids)
Biological process (GO): microtubule cytoskeleton organization
Cellular component (GO): spindle; cytoplasm
Molecular function (GO): microtubule binding
Source: RefSeq, a predicted model, not a curated record
CGUCUCUCUCUCUCUCUCUCUCUCUCUCUCUCUCUCUCUCUUUUUGGGGUUCAUUGUCUUGGAGAUUUGAGGAAGAACUCGGUUGUUUGAUUCGGAGCGGGUGCUGGAUUUCAGGGUUUCAAUUGGUGAGGUGUUUUGAGCUCUUGUUUCUCUGAAGUUAGAUCAAAGUGUGAGAAUCAGUUCAAAAUGUCUAACCUUCUGAACGAUCAGCUUUUGCAAGUGGAAACAACAUGUGGAACUCUUCUAUGUGAGCUUCAGAUAAUAUGGGAUGAAGUUGGGGAAUCUGAUGUGGAAAGGGACAAAUUGCUAUUCCAGUUAGAGCAAGAAUGCCUGGAGGUGUACAGAAGAAAAGUUGACCAGGCAAAUAAAUCGAGAGCUCAACUGCGACAAGCCAUUGCUGAUUCCGAAGCAGAGCUUGCUGCUAUCUGUUCUGCAAUGGGUGAACGUCCAGUGCAUAAUGGGCAGAAAGCGGGGACCUUAAAAGAAGAGCUUAGGGCAAUUACUCCACAGCUAGAGGAAAUGCGAAAGAAGAAGAAUGAGAGAAGAAACCAAUUUCUUGUAGUUAAUGAGCAAAUACAACAUAUCUUGAAUGAGAUCAGGCCUGCAGAACAAAAUAGAUGCAAGAAUGCUUUAGAUGAAUCUGACCUAUCUAUUAAAAGGCUCGAGGAAUUGCAUAGGCAGUUGCAGUCCCUUCAAAAGGAGAAGAGUGAACGUCUGAAGCAGGUGCUGGAUCAUUUGGGCACAUUGAAAUGUUUAUGCUCAGUGCUUGGCAUGGAUUUCAAGCAAACAGUUAGUGAGGUACACCAUAGUCUAGAAGGAGCUGAAGUAUCAGUAAGUGUCAGCAACGAAACAAUUGAAAGGCUGGCAUCUGCAGUGCAUAGAUUGAGGGAGAUGAAAUUACAACGAAUGCAAAAGCUACAAGAUCUUGCAACAACUAUGUUAGAACUUUGGAAUUUGAUGGAUACACCCAUUGAAGAGCAACAAAUGUUUCAGAAUGUAACAUGCAAUGUAGCCGCAUCUGAACAUGAAAUAACUGAUGCAAACAUGCUUUCCGAGGACUACAUUAAUUAUGUGGAGGCAGAAGUUUUGAGGCUUGAAGAACUAAAGACUAGCAAGAUGAAAGAACUGGUUCUGAAGAAAAAAACAGAAUUAGAAGAGCUUCGGAGGAGAACACAUCUGGUUGCAGAUGCAUAUAACGAAAUUGAGUAUGCAAUUGAAGCCAUUGAGUCUGGUGCUGUUGAUGCUUCUUUGGUCUUGGAGCAAAUUGAUCUACAAAUAUCAGCUGUCAAAGAAGAAGCUUUUAGCAGGAAAGAUAUUCUUGAAAGAGUGGAGAAAUGGUUGGCAGCCUGUGAUGAGGAAUCCUGGCUAGAGGAGUACAACAGGGAUGAGAAUCGGUACAGUGCUGGACGAGGCGCUCAUCUCACUCUCAAACGUGCGGAAAAAGCCCGAGCUAUUGUUAACAAACUUCCAACAAUUGUGGAUGCUUUGACUACUAAAGUUGCAGCAUGGGAAAAGGAGAGAGGGAUUGAGUUCACUUACGAUGGGGUCCGCCUAUUGUCAAUGCUGGAAGAGUACAGCAUUUUGAGGCAGGAGAAAGAGCAAGAGCGCAAGAGGCAGAGGGAUCAGAGGAAACUUCAGGGUCAGCUCAUAGCUGAGCAGGAAGCACUCUAUGGAUCCAAACCAAGUCCAUCAAAACCCCAGAGUGCUAAAAAGGUGCCGAGGAAUUCCACUGGUGGUCCAGGGAGACGGCUAUCAUUAGGUGGAGCAGUUCUUCACCCUGCAAAACAUGAUUUCCACCAUUCAACAAAAUCAACUCGCUCAACGAGGAAGGUUGAUGAGGGUGCUGCACUCUCAGCCGUCAGCAGGGGUCUGGAUGUUGCUGGUCUUCCAGUGAAGAAGCUUUCCUUCCCAUCAUCCAAUGCCCGUGAAAUCGACACUCCCCGGCAGCCCUUCACUUCCCUGCUACCAGUAAACGCUGUGCCAUCAACACCUUUGAAGCCGAUCACUAGCAUCACAACGGAGGAGAUCAUGACUCCCCAAACAAUGCCUAUCAUGACUCCCAAAACACCUUCUACCGUGUCAAUGCCAAUGCAAGUGGCUAAUACACCUGCCCCAGUUUUUGCUUAUGAAUUAGCAUCAGGUGCAGCAGAGAGGACAGAAGACAUAGAGUACUCCUUUGAAGAAAAAAGACUGGCGGUACUCCUUAAGGCAUAGCUGAGCAGUGUUUCCUUUUGUAUAAAAAAGUUCACACUGGAUGCACAAGCAUGAGUCUCUAUGAUGGAUGCAAGUCAAUUAUAAUUGGCUUUUCUAGUAUACUUAACAAUUUGUGUUGCAUCUUUCAUAGAGAGUGAGUAGUGACUUUGAUAUCAAGUGAUUCUAUUUAGUAAUGAUGCUCUUCAAGAAUUAUUGCAAAAUUCAUCUUAUCGACAAUCUGAUUUUUCAAUGCUGUCCUCACAUGUAGUGAAAAAUAAGUUUACAUCCCAAAUACAUG